This is a messenger RNA of Gossypium raimondii (Peruvian cotton), 1087 nucleotides long. Its product is annotated as FCS-Like Zinc finger 5. The record is from RefSeq and is a predicted model, not a curated record. Lineage: Eukaryota; Viridiplantae; Streptophyta; Magnoliopsida; Malvales; Malvaceae. Bases 189 to 569 code for a protein of 126 amino acids. The transcript is spliced from 2 exons.
UAGUUGGUUUAGGUGAGGUGGACUUCAAACAACGGCCCAGAUUCUGUAUCCCCUCUCCUCCCAUCUCCUUUAUUUUGUCUCUUGGUUCCUCAUCUUUCCUUUCAUUUCCACUCCCUAUCUCUCUUUCUUUGAAUACAUCAGUAGAGAGAAAGAGCAAAAUUCACCCCCUCCCCGAAACAUAUAACGGUAUGUUGCUUGGUAAACGCACACGCCAUCCGAUCAAAAGGACCGCAAGCAUGACGGGGAUCACGGUGGAUGUCCUCUCAAACGUUGAGGAUAUUGUCCAACAAUCAUUUAUAUCCCAUGAUCCUCCCGGCCCUCCAAACCACCCUUUCCAUGAUUUCCCCAAACCCAACUUCGCUUACGAUCAACAUCCCUUGGCCAUGGUGUCGCCCAGAAACCCCGGUGGUGUUGGAAGUUCAGGUUUUACUACUAACCAUGUUCUUGAUAGCUCUGCUCCGUUUUUACGCUCUUGUUGCCUCUGUAAACGCCGCUUAGCUCCUGGUCGUGACAUAUAUAUGUAUAGUUCCAUUCUUUUACCCAAUCAUACUGGGUUGAAUAUAAUAUAAAAAUUGCAGGGGGGAUACACCGUUUUGUAGUCUAGAGUGCAGGGAACAGCAGAUGAAGCAGGACGAAAGAAGAGAAAAAUGGGACACUGUAGCUUCAAACAAAGAAGGUCGCCAUGCAUAGCAUACCCAUACCCCAAAGCCAUAUGCUUCAACUAAAAUCGACCAAACUGGCAACUGCCCCAUGCUUCAGCUUGGAACAUUAUAAAUCAGCUCUCAAGUGUAAGUAAUCUCAAGUAGAAGAGCCUAAAUCCAAACCCAUCCCAAAAUAAGAACAGUGAAAACCAAUCCUCUUUCGUCAUCGAUUAAUCUGCUCGCCUCCAAUAUUGGAACCCACUCAUGUUUCACAGUAUUAUAGAAAAAAGAUUGAUGACGAUGAUGGUGAUGACAACAAUAUUAUGGGUGUGCUGUAAUAUUAUAUAAAAAGAAGAAACAAGUAAAUAAUGGUUGCUGUUGUAUUAUAACUAUGUGGAUGCUGAUGCGAAUGAAUCUGAGCUUGAGAUCAGCAUUUAUGAUUCCAA